Bemisia tabaci is the source of this 1607-nucleotide messenger RNA. NCBI's taxonomy places the organism in Eukaryota, Metazoa, Arthropoda, Insecta, Hemiptera, Aleyrodidae. The record is from RefSeq and is a predicted model, not a curated record.
UUUUCAUAGAUGCAGUGGAUAUCAAUACCUUCAACAUCAGAAUCAAACUCACCUAACUACCAAAGCCAGGGAUUGCUGAAUCCGCACAGUGGAAACCACGGUGGGAGUGCCAGUUAUUCUUUCACGACGGACUUCCGACAAUCGAAUCAGAACACGGUGGAGCAAGGAUUCAGUAUAUACACGAAUCCUCUCGGAAGUGGCUGCGGGAGCAACAGAGCCGGGAGUUGUGCCGACGGUGCGGAAGGAGGGUCUGGACACAGAGAGGAAAAGGGAGCGACGCCCAGCUACAGGCCUCUUUCACCGAUCUCACCUCUGUCACCGUCGAACCUAAGCAGUUCGAUGCCGAACCAUCUGAAGAGUGUUAGCAAUUACUGUAUAACCAUAUCGCCUCAUAACACAAUGUCACCGACAUUAGAGGCCCCGACGUCACCGUCCUCAAACAUGAGGAAGCAGCACGGGCAUGAGCAAGAGGACGAGCUCGGCGUGAAACGAGGCCAGCAUGAGCACACGCACAUGGAACAAGGGUUGCAGUUGUCCUCGAUCCACCACGAUUGCUCCAACAACGAGAGCGGCGGAGAUCGGCCAAAUUUGUGCCGGAUUUGCGGGAAAACAUACGCCCGGCCGAGCACGCUUAAGACGCACCUUCGAACUCACAGCGGAGAAAAACCCUACCGGUGUGAAGAUUGUAACAAGUCGUUUAGUCAAGCGGCCAAUUUGACGGCCCACGUCCGGACUCACUCCGGCGAAAAGCCGUUUAAGUGUAAUAUUUGUGAUAGGCGCUUUUCGCAGUCCUCGUCUGUGACCACUCACAUGCGCACUCACUCCGGCGAGCGCCCUUAUAGGUGUAGACUUUGUAGAAAAGCUUUUUCAGAUUCGAGUACCCUCACCAAACAUUUACGUAUCCACUCGGGAGAAAAACCCUACCAGUGCAAGCUCUGUCUGCUUCGAUUUUCUCAAUCUGGAAACUUGAACCGACAUAUGAGGGUUCAUGGUCAACAUUAUGCCAUUCCCAUGUGACAUCUUGAUCCCAGCGUUCAUGCUCAUGCUCAUGCUCAUGCUCAUGCUCAUGCUCAUGCUCAUGCUCAUGCUCAUGCUCAUGCUCAUGCUCAGUUGCUCAAUCUUGGUCCUGUGAUUCGCCCUCCUAAUAUUCCAUGAAUCUCAAGUUAAGUAAACAUUCUAGAACGGUCGUCAAGAAAAACUUUAUGAGGUUUGAGGUAUCAUAGUACCUAGGGGAGAGUGGAAUUAUUUGGGCCACGGGGUUCAAUGAGUCACACGGGCUAUUUUCCUACCUAAUAGGGAUUUUUCGGUUUUGCCGGCGUGGGAAGAGGGCAAUACUAGUAUUCUACCAAAAAAAUGUGCAGUGACGUCAUCAGCAUUCUUUGUUUUUGUUUUGGAGUCGCAUUAGCUGCGGAGCCGUCUGCCGUGCAACGCAUGCAAAAACGCCGGAAACGCCAUUUUAAAUUUUUUGGAAACAAUGAUUUAUAGCAAAGAAACGUGUUUUUUACCUUGGGACAAUGUUUCUACAGAAUUCUUUCGCAAAUACUAUCAACUAUCAGAAACUUAACCUGAAAAGGACCCCGCACACCUCUUUCCCGAUGGGAAGCUGC